Bipolaris sorokiniana ND90Pr is the source of this 323-nucleotide messenger RNA. RefSeq lists its product as uncharacterized. The transcript has 3 exons. The record is from RefSeq and is a predicted model, not a curated record. The coding region runs from base 33 to 323 and encodes 96 amino acids. NCBI's taxonomy places the organism in Eukaryota, Fungi, Ascomycota, Dothideomycetes, Pleosporales, Pleosporaceae.
AGAACAAUCAACACAACAAAAAAACAUCGAAGAUGUCGCCCUCGCCAACCGGUAGGACUAAGCACCACUGCCCUGGCAGAGACGGUUGGGUCGGCGACAUCAGCCCAGGAAAUUGCAUCCAGAGUUGUGGUAAGUACCACUUUGCGUCCCCAGAAGCUUGCCGAAAGUGUAUCGGUAAGAUGAGAGCAGACGAGCGUCGGGAGAGGGUGGAGAGGCAGAAGGCAAAAGAGGAAAAAGAGGAAAAAGACAAAAACAAAGAGGAUGAUUUUUUAAACCUGAGGGAUCCCGAUCCUGACGACGACCCCAAAGACGACAUGGCCUAA